CCCUUUUCCGCCACACAGGAAAACAUGCACGUGCGUCACGCAUGGCUAGUCUAGCCCGUGACCACCAUAUGUUAUUCACGAGGGUUCGUCGUCUUCUUUUUCUCUCUCAUUGUGAACUUUCAUCAAACACAGUCAGAGAGAUUGCAGAGAUAUGGAUAUGCUUCAUUUUUCGCACUGUCUUGCUCUCUCACACUGAUUCUGCAAACACCUGAUGUUUCAUAAGUAAAUCAUGUUGAAGCAAGUAUCCAAUAGAAACCAGAGGACAAAAGGCUUCAAGGUAAAACAAGGUUUUAAAAUAUUUACUUUGAUUGUUGCUGGCAUAUGGUUGCUUCACCAACUCAAACAGCACUCACAUGAAAAGAUGCCGUACGAGGAAACCUCUGCAAAAACAUUUGAGACUCUGAAGGUUGGUUCUGAAACUAAAAGGCUUGGAAGAAAAGGGUUGCAACCACGGUCAAAUGAUAAACUGUUCGAAUUGGAGGAUACUGAAGAAAACGAACUUGAAAGGGAUGAUAGCAUUGUUGGACAUGAUGGAGAAAGAACUGAAGAGGAAGAAUCUGAGGAAGUAGAAGACCUUAUUGAUGAACAAGAUAAAGAGAAGGAGGAGCAAAAUGAAGACGAAGAUAGUGAAGAGAUGGGAAAACAGAUGGAAGAUAUGAGCUUAUUAGAGGAUGAAGGUCAUGACGAAGGUGAAAAUGAUACACAAUCAAAAAGUGAGAAAUAUAACAAAGAGACUGGAGCAUCUAGGGUUUUCAUGAGGAUGACAAAAAGUUUAGGUUCUGAAUUUGAAUUUGGAGAAUUGAGAAAAGUAAAAGAGGAACAGGUGGGGAGUUCAAAAGGGCUUGACACAGAAAAGCAGAAGAAGAAAAUCAUGGACUCAAGCAAAGUCAUUGGCCACAGCACUGAUUCAUUUCCAAAUGUCUUAGCAACAAAAGGAAUAAAUGAUGUGCUUGAUUUUGGUGCUGGAUCAAAGAUUCGUUACUUAAGGAAUGAUUUUGAUAGUGCAACCUAUAGUAUGCCACGAUUUAACAUGGGUGCUCUUAGAAACUUUUUUUCCUUUGAAAUGGGACAGCUUCAUGAGAGGAAAAAUAAAAGUCACUUAGAAUUUGAAUGAGGAGAAAUUGGAGAAAAGCAUUGUAUCAAGUUAUCAAUAACAACUGUAGAAAUGAACUCAAUAACGAGCUGAAUAAGCAGACCCUUUCUGAGACACAACAAACCAAACUAAGUAUCUGCUUUAAAAUAAUGUCUUGUACGCCGUUUUCCUUUUUCAGACUGUAAACAAUUUAUUCAUACUUUCUGCUA
Vigna angularis (adzuki bean) is the source of this 1302-nucleotide messenger RNA. RefSeq lists its product as uncharacterized. The transcript has 2 exons. The record is from RefSeq and is a predicted model, not a curated record. Lineage: Eukaryota; Viridiplantae; Streptophyta; Magnoliopsida; Fabales; Fabaceae. The coding region runs from base 230 to 1114 and encodes 294 amino acids.